AUGAUUACUUCAUUCUUACUCCUAUCCAUAUGCGUCGCGAUAGUAUCGGCGCUACCAUCAGCUCUUCAACCUCGCCAAUCAUGGACAUUAGGGUACUGGGCGCACGAAUUGACGGAGUUUGGGUGUAAGCCCAUAAUAUUCAUCUGGGCUAAGGCGACCAUUGAACCUGGGAACAUGGGAAAUACAGUUGGGCCGCAAUUGUCUGAUGGACUCAAGGUGUUAUUCGGGCCAGCGAACGUUGCAACUCAGGGGGUAGAUUAUUGGGGCUUCAUUGAGACGAACUUCUACCCCGGUGGAGCGCCGCCUUGGGGAAUCUACGAUAUGCAAUUGCUGUUAAAUGCGGCCGCGACAUGUCCAGACUCGAAAAUUGUUGCUGCCGGAUACAGUCAAGGAGCGGCUCUCACGCACCGGGCCGUCGAAGGAUUAACCCAAGAGGUCAAGGAUAAAAUUAUAGCGGUGGUGACGUUUGGGGAUACGCAAGCAUGGCAGGAUGGUGGUCGAAUCAAGAACUUUGACACGAACCGAACGCUCAUCAUCUGCAACGCGGGCGACGCCGUAUGCACUGGCACUCUAUACGUCUUCCCUGUGCACUACGAUUACGUGAAAUGGGUACCAACCGCGGCUUACUAUCUCGCUACGAAACUGAUGGACGAUGCGGCAAUAAAACCUUGGCCUAAUGGAAGCUUUGUGUGGCCUAAUGUUACUAUCCCGGGCGUCCCACCGAUCCCAGCGCCACCUCAACCGCCCGACGCCGUUCCGCUUUCGCUACCGCCGCUUCCAACACCGACGAAGGGGUCAAAUUCUGGAUAUAUGAGUUCGCAAUUUACUUAG
Hypoxylon trugodes is the source of this 831-nucleotide messenger RNA. Its product is annotated as carbohydrate esterase family 5 protein. Gene Ontology annotation, molecular function: cutinase activity. Lineage: Eukaryota; Fungi; Ascomycota; Sordariomycetes; Xylariales; Hypoxylaceae. Bases 1 to 831 code for a protein of 276 amino acids. The transcript has 3 exons. Gene Ontology annotation, cellular component: extracellular region. Gene Ontology annotation, biological process: carbohydrate catabolic process. The record is from RefSeq and is a predicted model, not a curated record.